This is a messenger RNA of Funneliformis geosporum, 990 nucleotides long. The record is from the annotation of a GenBank genome assembly. Lineage: Eukaryota; Fungi; Glomeromycota; Glomeromycetes; Glomerales; Glomeraceae.
AUGUCUAGUAAAAUGUCACCACGUUCUCGUCGUCGUAAGCAUGCCGUGUCCCAACUGAACAUAAUGGUAGUAGGUUUUCGUUCACUUGGUAAGACGUCCUUCAUCCGAAUGCUUUUUGAGACACUCAACAUCCGUAAAAAUUCAAAAGACGAGACGGAGCUACCUGCUUCUUUAUUCAAAAGCGCUGAAAGUGUGCGGGACGCAGAAGCAGCGCGCACGAAAGAAUUGUAUUCUUUCACCUUGGAUAUUGAAGAAGAAGGAGAAAAAAUUUCGCUGACUUUGGUCGAUUGUCCUGGGUUUGUGAGGGAUAAUGAACUUCGACUUGACGUACAGGUUACAGAAGCAUUGAGAUAUAUUGAAGCGCAAUUUGAUCAAACAUUAGCCGAGGAAACCAAAGUAAAACGGAAUCCAAAAGCUCAAGAUAGUCAAAUUCAUGCUUGCCUGUAUUUUAUCGAUAACGCAAAUAACGGUUUAACCGAACAAGAUAUUCGCAUUUUAAAACGGUUAACCGCUCGUGUUAAUGUUAUCCCGGUAGUUGCUAAAGCAGAUUUGCUCACCAACACACAACUUGCAAACCUAAAAGAUGCCAUUAAAAAGGAUAUAAAGGCGCACCAGAUUCCUGUUUUCGAAUUUCCAGUAGACGAAGAAGCGGAACCAGAUAUGGCAGUUGAAAUUGCAAACGCUCAAUCUCAAAUUCCAUUUUCUAUUAUUGCUCCAGAAGACGCUGAUAUUACGGAUCCAAACACGGGGGAAAAGAUUCGAGGACGUCAAUAUGCUUGGGGCAUCAUUGAUUGUUUGAACCCAAUUCAUUGCGACUUUAUCGUAUUGAGAAACGUUCUUUUAUCGAGCCACCGUAAACUUUUCAAGGAUAUUACCCUGGAGGUGUUUUAUGAACAAUAUCGUACUGAAAGAUUGAUGGCCAGAAAGGCGAGUAAGAUGAUCACCAAGGAACAGAAGAAGAAACUGAUGGAGGAUUUGUCGGAAAUUUAA